UCUUGAGAUUGCUCUGGGGCCGCUGGCACCUUUGGCGCCGCCCAGGGGAGUCCCUGGGGUUUCUAGGAUUGGGUUCUCUGGGCACUCACUGGGAUCUUGGGGACUCAUUUGGAAUCUACAAACUGGGAGGUCAGAGCUCGGCGCACCAAGAUAAAUAACUCUGCUCUUGGGGUGGUGCUCACCAAGUGCGGAGACUUGCAAAUGCCCCAGGCUUUCUUUUGCUGGACUCUCAGAAUGGUGGCUGGAGGAUGUGGGGCUACCCUGUUCCUCCCCGGGGGAUUGGUCUGGGGACAUGGCCUCCGGGAAGGCCCUCUCAGCCUCUCCCAUUACUCUUUGGACCUGUCCUCAAUCUAGGGGUACCAGGAGGGGGCCGAGCUCUUAGGGGGACCUCGCGCCAGAGCCGUGGGGCUGAGUUGGAAAGAAGUCUGAGCUGCCGCUGCCUCUUCCUCCUUGGUCUCCGGCAGGGGGAGAAGCGAGCAGACAUCCAGCUGAAUAGCUUCGGCUUCUACACCAAUGGCUCCCUGGAGGUGGACCUGAGCCUCCUGCGUCUGGGCCUCCAGGAGACAGAAGAGAAGGCCCCGCUGGUGGGGUUCAGUCUGACUCGGGUUCGAUCUGGCAGUGUUCGAUCCUACUCAACCCGGGACCCCCACGACUGUCCUCUCUGGAAAAACAGUAGCAACCUCCUGGUUCUCUUCCUCAUCAACACCAAGGAUCUGCGGGUCCAGGUGAGGAAGUAUGGAGAGCAAAAGAAGCUGUUCAUCUCUCCUGGGCUCCUCCCCGAAGCACCUUCUGAACCAGGGCCCUCAAAUCCAGUGCACACCGUCACCCCUAACGUGGACAGCGGGGCCACCACUACGCUUGACAAGGCCAAGUCGAAACCCACAGUGUCCCAGGGAGAUCAGCAGGGCCCCAGUGGGAAGGACAAGGAACUGAUCCUGGGUCUCGGGCAUCUCAACAACUCCUACAACUUCAGCUUCCACGUCGUGAUCGGCUCUCAGGCGGAGGAAGGCCAGUACAACCUCAAUUUCCACAACUGUUACAACUCCAGGCCGGGCCAGGAGCAGCCGUUUGACAUCACGGUCAUGAUCCGGGAGAAGAACCCUGAGGGCUUCCUGUCAGCGGCAGAAAUUCCCCUUUUCAAGCUGUAUAUGGUCAUGUCUGCCUGCUUCCUGGCUGCUGGCAUCUUCUGGGUGUCCCUUCUCUGCAGGAACACGUACAACGUCUUCAAGAUCCAUUGGCUGAUGGCAGCCCUGGCUUUCACCAAGAGCAUCUCCCUCCUCUUCCACAGUAUCAACUAUUACUUCAUCAACAGCCAGGGUCACCCCCUCGAAGGCCUCGCUGUCAUGCACUACAUCACACACCUGCUGAAGGGCGCUCUCCUCUUCAUCACCAUCGCCUUGAUCGGCUCUGGCUGGGCCUUUGUCAAGUACGUCCUGUCAGACAAGGAAAAGAAAAUCUUUGGGAUCGUGAUUCCCCUGCAGGUCCUGGCCAACGUGGCCUACAUCGUCAUUGAGUCCCGUGAGGAGGGCGCCAGCGACUACAGGCUCUGGAAGGAGACCCUCUUCCUGGUGGACCUCAUCUGCUGUGGCGCCAUUCUCUUCCCUGUGGUCUGGUCUAUCCGGCAUCUCCAGGAUGCAUCGGGCACUGAUGGAAAGGUGGCAGUGAACCUGGCCAAGCUGAAGCUGUUUCGGCAUUACUAUGUCAUGAUCAUCUGUUACGUCUAUUUCACGAGGAUCAUCGCCAUCCUGCUGCGGGUGGCCGUGCCCUUCCAGUGGCAGUGGCUGUACCAGCUCUUGGUGGAAGGCUCCACUCUGGCCUUCUUCGUGCUCACUGGCUACAAGUUCCAGCCUGCAGGCAACAACCCAUACCUGCAGCUGCCCCAGGAGGACGAGGAAGACGUGCAAAUGGAGCAACUAAUGACCAAUUCUGGGUUCCGGGAAGGCCUGUCCAAAGUCAACAAAACAGCUAGCGGGCGGGAGCUAUUGUGAUCAUCCCGGCAUCUGGGACCAGCCCUCCGUCCCCCGCCUGCUCCCACCCGCUCCACACACACAUUCCUCACUCCUGCGGGCUCCCAAAGCGCCAGGAGCAGGAGGAGGAGGGCGCCCGGGGCGCAUGCUGCGCCUGGCUCCCUGAGCCUUGAGUCCCCAGAGCCCAUUCAGAAGAGAGCCCCCCCUCUUCCCCCAAGUAUUGGGCAAUCCUGUCCCCGCCCCGGAGCCAUCUGCCGCUUGCAGUUGCACAAUAAUGACCGAUCUGUUUUGCUA
Molecule: messenger RNA, 2261 nt
Organism: Herpailurus yagouaroundi (jaguarundi)
Lineage: Eukaryota; Metazoa; Chordata; Mammalia; Carnivora; Felidae
Gene: GPR108
Product: G protein-coupled receptor 108
Exons: 17
Coding region: 249-1988 (579 amino acids)
Biological process (GO): transport
Cellular component (GO): Golgi apparatus; membrane
Source: RefSeq, a predicted model, not a curated record